AUGAACCCCUUCAUACCACUGUCCCGGGCAGAUGCAGCCUGGUACCUGGUUGGCCUUGCUUCUGCGUUUCCCGACCUCAGUUUGGACAACGAUGACUCCCAGAUCAUGCCGGGGUGUAAAGCCUUCAGCAUCCCCAACACAUAUGGUCCUCAGAACCUCAAGGCUCCGGUCGAAACAGACAUUGAUCUACCCGGAAGAGAUUUAAAGGAUCAGGUACUUGUGUUCAAAUACAAGGGGAAAUUUCAUGCAAUUGAUCAUCAAUGCCCUCAUUCGUCAUUCCCGCUUUCACGCGGCAGACUGUUUGAUAUUGAAGACUUCGGUAUCACCCUCAGCGCUGGAAUCACAUGUCCCAAGCACGGCUGGUCCUUUGACAUCUUCUCUGGGCAGUCGGACCGUGGUAACUACAAGUUGAAAGUGUGGGAGGUGCAGCUGCGCGACCUCCCGACAUUGGCUGAUGGGGUUCCCGAGAGCACCGACAAGGAGGUUUGGGUGAGGCGAAAACAACGAAUCGGUUAA
This is a messenger RNA of Aspergillus tanneri, 516 nucleotides long. RefSeq names its product Rieske (2Fe-2S) protein. The transcript has 2 exons. Bases 1 to 516 code for a protein of 171 amino acids. NCBI's taxonomy places the organism in Eukaryota, Fungi, Ascomycota, Eurotiomycetes, Eurotiales, Aspergillaceae. The record is from RefSeq and is a predicted model, not a curated record. Gene Ontology annotation, molecular function: 2 iron, 2 sulfur cluster binding.